Messenger RNA from Striga hermonthica, 1995 nucleotides. The record is from the annotation of a GenBank genome assembly. Lineage: Eukaryota; Viridiplantae; Streptophyta; Magnoliopsida; Lamiales; Orobanchaceae.
AUGCUCGGCGUGAAAUCUUACCACCACCAUUAUCUCCUCCCGCCAAAAUCGCAACCGCCGCCCCCGUCGCCCUACUCCGCCACCCCAACCACCACCAACAAGCACACCGCCUCCCCCCGCGCCGCCAUAUCCAUCUCCACGGCCGCCCCCACCACUACCCCCGCCGGCAACAUCCCGGCGCCGCCCGACGAGGCCGUGUUGGCCCUCUCCGACUACCGCUCCCUCUUCUCCUCCCAACGCGCCGAGACCUCUGCCCCCGUCCCCCUCCGCCACGUCAUCAGCGGCGGCACCGCCGCCGCAUCCCUCCUCCCGGCCGACUUUCCGCUGGGGACAUACUACCUCGCGGGGCCUGGCAUGUUCGAAGACGACCACGGCUCCACCGUCCACCCUCUCGACGGCCACGGCUACCUCAGAGCCUUCACAUUCCUUUGUGGGGCCCACGGGCAAGUGGUGGUGGAGUUUGCAGCCCGGUACGUGGAGACGGAGUCUCGGGCGGCCGAGCGGGACCCGGCCACCGGCGAGUGGCGGUUCACGCACCGCGGCCCGUUCUCGGUGCUCAGGGGCGGCGGUGGAGGGAAUUUGAUGGCCGGGAACACGAAGGUGAUGAAGAACGUGGCGAACACGAGCGUGGUCAGGUGGGGUGGACGGCUGCUUUGCCUGUGGGAGGGCGGGGACCCUUACGAGGUCGAGGAGGGGACGUUAACCACUGUCGGGAAUUUUCCGGAGGCCGGAGGCGGCCGGAGUGCGGCGGCACAAUGUGACGGUGGUGGAGAAGCGUUGACUGGGGUUGACUUGUUGGACGUGGCUGCUAAUAUGCUCAAGCCCAUAUUGUAUGGUGUUUUCAAGAUGCCACCAAAGAGAGUUUUAUCCCAUUACAAGAUUGAUGCACUUAGAAACAGACUGUUGAUCAUGUCAUGCAACGCAGAGGACAUGUUACUCCCUCGCAGUAAUUUCACUUUUUACGAAUUCGACUCCAACUUCAAGCUGCUGCAAAGCCAAGACUUCUGCAUCCCAGACCACUUGAUGAUCCAUGACUGGGCUUUUACAGAUUCUCAUUACAUAUUGUUUGGAAAUAGAGUCAAACUAGAUGUUGCAGGUUCAAUGGCAGCAGUUUGUGGCUUAUCACCCAUGAUAUCUGCAUUGUCACUCAAUCCAAGCAAAUCCACCACCCCAAUUUAUUUGCUUCCAAGAUUUCCUAAUAAUUCUGAACAGCCAAACAGGCCCUUGAGAGAUUGGAAAAUUCCAAUUGAGUCCCCUUCUCAAAUGUGGGUACUUCAUAUGGCAAAUGCCUUUGAAGAAAGGGGUGUUGAUGGCAAUCUUGAGAUUCAAAUCCAAGCCAGUAGCUGCUCUUACCAGUGGUUCAAUUUCCAAAAAAUGUUUGGAUAUGAUUGGCAAAGUGGUAAAUUAGACCCUUCAAUGAUGAAUUUGGAACAAGGCCAAGAAAAGUUGCUCCCUCACUUAAUCCAGGUGAAGAUAACCUUGGAUAGCCAUGGAGCCUGCAAAAAUUGCCAAGUUAAUGAUCUAAGCCAAUGGAAAAAGCCUUCGGAUUUUCCGGUCAUCAAUCAAGAUUUUUCCGGCAAGAAGAACAAAUUCGUUUACGCUGCCACAUCAUCGGGCUCACGACGCGCGUUGCCACAUUUCCCAUUCGACACGGUAGUGAAGCUAAACACCACAAACAAGUCCACGUUGACUUGGUCAACCGGUAGAAGAAAGUUCAUUGGCGAGCCAAUUUUUAUCGCGAAACGUGACAAAAAAGACGAAGAUGAUGGUUACCUCCUUGUGGUAGAAUAUGCAGUUUCAAACAAGAAGUGCUAUCUUGUUGUUCUUGACUCCAAGAUGAUUGGGAGGAACAAUGCUUUAGUAGCAAGGUUUGAGGUCCCCAGGCAUUUGAAUUUCCCUCUUGGAUUUCAUGGAUUUUGGGCCCCUGAUGUUUCACACAGUCCUGUAAAUAGCCCAGUAUCAAGGCCCAACAAAGAAUUAGCUCUCGCUUGUUAG